UCACCACAACACCCUCCCCCAUGUAAAAAAGCUUGUUACAGUUUUAUCUGUUCAAAACAGAGUAGAGAGAGAAAGAAAGAAGAAGAAGAAGAAGCAGCAAAAAAUGAAGAUCUUCUCUUCUUCUCCAUCAAACUCAAAAUUCGCUCUCUUCUCUCCGCCUCCUCAAAAUUCCAUUACAAAAUUUCAUUUCAUCGCACCAUUGAAAACCAAUUCACACAGUAGUAAAUCACUUCCCACACACUCCCAUGACACGUCAUCACCUCCGAUUCUCCAACAAACCCCUCAAAAAUCUGCUCCCACAAAAUCCGAAGCUACCGAAAUGGAAGAAGAAUACAGUUUCGACGAGGAGAUAACGAACGCCAAAAAAUCAUUAGAAGAGCUUCUAGUUGUUCGCAGGCCUACUAUGGAGUUUCCCGACGAAGAAGUUAAAAACACAGCUGCAUAUAAUAAUAGAAAUGCUUCUUCGGGUAUAGACGAAGGCCUAUCGAGAUUCGCAAAGAAGAUGCCGAUUUUCGAGCCUAAGAUUGUCGAAUCGAGUUCCGGGGAGAAACCCCUUUUGGUCAAUUUGGAUUUGGCUCUGUAUAAAGCGAAGAUUUUGGCGCGUAAUUAUCGGUACCAAGAAGCUGAGGAGAUACUUAUCAAGUGUAUAAGCUAUUGGCCAGAAGAUGGGAGACCCUAUGUUGCCUUAGGGAAGGCUUUGAGUAAACAAUCGAGAAACAACGAAGCGAGAUCUGUAUACGAAAAGGGAUGCCAAGCUACACAAGGCGAAAACUCGUACAUUUGGCAGUGUUGGGCAGUGCUGGAAAAUAAGAUGGGAAAUACGAGGAGAGCUCGGGAGUUAUUCGAUGCGGCAACGGUUGCUGAUAAAAGGCACAUUGCAGCUUGGCAUGGAUGGGCAGUUUUGGAAAUGAAACAGGGGAAUAUUCUCAAAGCAAGGAAUCUUCUCGGUAAGGGUAUCAAAUUUUGCGGUGGGAAUGAAUAUAUAUACCAAACGCUCGCACUACUCGAAGUUAGAGCGAAGCGGUACGAGCAAGCUCGGUAUUUGUUCAAGCAAGCGACGAAAUGCAAUCCGAAAAGUUGUGCUAGUUGGCUCGCGUGGGCUCAACUUGAGGUGCAGCAAGCGAAUAACCGCGUUGCUAGAAGUCUUUUCGAGAAAGCAGUUCAGGCAAGUCCUAAGAAUAGGUUUGCAUGGCAUGUUUGGGGAGUGUUUGAAGCUAAUUUAGGAAACGUCGAUUUAGCGCGGAAGCUUCUGAAGGUGGGCCACGCGGUGAAUCCGAGGGACCCGGUUCUUCUUCAGUCACUCGCAUUAUUGGAAUACAGAUACUCUACGGCUAAUUUAGCUCGACUGAUCUUUCGAAGAGCAUCUGAACUCGAUCCGAGGCAUCAACCAGUUUGGAUCGCUUGGGGAUGGAUGGAAUGGAAAGAAGGAAACUUGGCUACAGCUAGAGAUUUAUACCAAAAGGCGCUCUCGAUAGAUUCAUCCACCGAAAGCGCUGCUCGUUGUCUUCAGGCUUGGGGCGUUUUAGAACAACGAGUAGGGAAUCUAUCAGCAGCUAGACGAUUAUUCCGAUCGUCGCUUAAUAUAAAUUCUCAAAGCUACGUAACAUGGAUGACUUGGGCUUCUUUGGAAGAAGAUCAAGGAAAUUCCGUACGCGCCGAAGAAAUCCGAGAACUCUACUUCCAGCAGCGUACUGAAAUAGUGGACGAUGCAUCGUGGAUAAUGGGAUUCUUGGACAUUAUCGAUCCUGCAAUAGACAGCAUAAAGAGGCUUCUAAACUUUGAGAAAGUUAACGUUUCAUCGGAAAAUAAAGAUUCCGGUGAAGACGAGCAGUUGGGAAAAUUCUCUAGUGAUUUCAAUUUAGAUAAGUUUAUACGAGAAAAACUUGCGUUGGACCCUUCGAAACUCGAAGUUCAAUUGGAACCGUCUCGAAUGGCAUCUUCGAAGAGUAGUAUUAAUAGGCCUGCUUCAAAUAUAUGGAGAUCCCCGGAGAACAGGAAUGCCACGUCAGCACCAAAUGUGACUGCUUCAUAGCUUUUGUUCAUAGCCAAAGUUGUAUAUUUGUCAUAUACUUGUCUUCUGUAAACAAUUCAAAAGGCAUCAAAUUCUCUAUCAAAUUUAUAGCAAUUUAAUAUUUUCC
Erythranthe guttata (spotted monkey flower) is the source of this 2138-nucleotide messenger RNA. The record is from RefSeq and is a predicted model, not a curated record. NCBI's taxonomy places the organism in Eukaryota, Viridiplantae, Streptophyta, Magnoliopsida, Lamiales, Phrymaceae.